CUCAGUUUCAAACGUGGAAGAUGCGAAUACACCACCUCUCUAGACACUAGAUAUUCAUCUCAUCAUGUUUACCUUACUAUGUUUUUAGCAAUUUUAGUUUAAUCAUCAUAUCAACCAGAAAUUUUAUCUUUGUCUUAGUUAAUUCUGUGUAUAAUAUUAAUGGGACCCUGCUAGGUAGAGGCCUAGUCUUGAUGGAAUUCUAGGUCUGCCACUGUGUGUGUUGUCGGACUCAGCGAGGAAGCAGAACUUCUGUGGAGAAAUGCCAACGUUUUGUCUUAAGGACAUCUACAUGGCCCUAAGAGCAAUGUAGGCUUCGAGCUGGGGGCUCAAGCACUGAAUUGGUCCAGUAUUGCCACUUACCAGGAAUAACGAGCUUCAGCCCAAUAGCGCAAUCCCCUCCCUGCAAGCCAGCGAGGACGGAUUCUUAUACCAGCCGCUGAUCCCACAUCUCACGCCACCGACUUUCAUGACCUCUCGGAUCACGCCGUCUGCUCCAGUGCCUCUUCCUCAUUGGUCGGCUCCCCUUCUCUGCCUUUCGCUGUGCUGGUGGACGCCCCUAAACCCCUUCUGUGCUGGUGGAAGCCGUCUGUGCAUUUGUCUCUUCUCUCAGUUGCUGAUUCCUUGUAAUGUAACUGAAGAGAGUUACAGAUUGGUAACACUAUGAAGGUCAAGAUUCUUCAGUGGCAUGCAGUGGCUUCUUGGACGUGGGAUGCACAGGAUGAGACAUGUGGCAUAUGCAGGAUGGCUUUUGAUGGCUGUUGCCCUGACUGUAAGUUCCCUGGUGACGAUUGCCCACUCAUUUGGGGUGCCUGCAACCAUGCUUAUCAUCUUCAUUGCAUACUGAAGUGGGUCAAUUCUCAAACAUCCACACCCCUUUGCCCCAUGUGCCGUAGAGAGUGGCAGUUUAAGGGCUAAGGUAUUAUGGGCAUCUAGAACUAUAUCAGCGCCAAGCGACUCUCAGUUCUCCUCAGAGAAGACUAUUGAUUUUCUGGUACUAUUGUGAUGCUUUAUUUUAAGUACUUCAUAUUGUUUUCUGCGUAGUACCAAUCCUGGUUCUCUGUUCCUGCUUAUGUGAUCCUGUGUAUGCUUCUUAGCUUGUGAUGGAACAAAUGAAAUGAUUGCUUUUCUUAGGGUUGACUUCCUGAUCUUAUCCCAAAUUGGUUUGUUCUUA
Sorghum bicolor (sorghum) is the source of this 1171-nucleotide messenger RNA. Its product is annotated as anaphase-promoting complex subunit 11. Bases 661 to 915 code for a protein of 84 amino acids. Gene Ontology annotation, cellular component: nucleus; anaphase-promoting complex. The transcript is spliced from 2 exons. Gene Ontology annotation, molecular function: cullin family protein binding; zinc ion binding; ubiquitin protein ligase activity. Lineage: Eukaryota; Viridiplantae; Streptophyta; Magnoliopsida; Poales; Poaceae. Gene Ontology annotation, biological process: anaphase-promoting complex-dependent catabolic process; positive regulation of mitotic metaphase/anaphase transition; protein ubiquitination. The record is from RefSeq and is a predicted model, not a curated record.